AUGUUGUCAGCAGGAGUGAGGCCUGGUGAUCAAAAGGCCAUAGCCAUACAAAAAUAUCCAAAACCUAAAAACAAACAUGAAGUGAGACGAUUUCUCGGUUUAUGUGGGUUUUUCAGAAGGUUCAUUCCACGUUAUGCGGAGAUAGCCCGACCAAUAAGCGUCUUACUUCGGGAUAACGAGCAAUUUGUGUGGACAGAGACUCCUCAGGAGGAAGCGUACAACAAUCUGAAGGACAGGUUGGUCAGUAAACCAGUGCUCCAAGUCUUCAAUAAUAAUGCGGAUACUGAAUUACACUGUGACGCUAGCAGUGUGGGUCUGAGUGGCAUAUUGCUUCAACGAGGUGAAGGUAAGAGGUUACACUUGGUGCACGCUGUAUCAAAAAAAACUACCUCAGCUGAACGACAUUACCACUCGAGCAAGCAGGAGCUAAUGGCAGUGGUCUGGAGUAUGUGUAGAUUGCGACCUUAUUUAAUUGGGAUUAAAUUUUUAGUUGUUACAGAUUGUCAGGAAAUUGUACAUCUUAAUACCCUAAAGACUCUGAACCCCCAAGUAGCGCAUUGGGCAACGCUUCUAAGUGAGUAUAAUUUUGAUAUAAAACAUCGUCCACGCAGUAGGAUGGAUCAUAUUGAUACCUUGAGUCGUGCGCCGACAAGCAUGUCACAGGACACUGAAACUGAAUUAUUGGAAGAGCACAUGGAAGUGUUUAUUGCUAUGACCGAGGAGGAUCAGGUGAUAGCAAUGCAGCAGGCAGAUGUGAAACUUAAAACAAUCAUGAGUAUCCUUAGUCAAGAAGAAUCAGAACAUACAACAACUGAAGCGGAAAGAGUGUAA
Molecule: messenger RNA, 831 nt
Organism: Macrosiphum euphorbiae (potato aphid)
Lineage: Eukaryota; Metazoa; Arthropoda; Insecta; Hemiptera; Aphididae
Source: the annotation of a GenBank genome assembly